Messenger RNA from Verticillium dahliae VdLs.17, 2724 nucleotides. Its product is annotated as dipeptidyl aminopeptidase B. Lineage: Eukaryota; Fungi; Ascomycota; Sordariomycetes; Glomerellales; Plectosphaerellaceae. Bases 1 to 2724 code for a protein of 907 amino acids. The record is from RefSeq and is a predicted model, not a curated record. Gene Ontology annotation, biological process: proteolysis. Gene Ontology annotation, molecular function: dipeptidyl-peptidase activity; serine-type peptidase activity. The transcript is spliced from 2 exons.
AUGUCUGAGCCGAAACGCACACAAGAUACACUGGACCGCCGUCACUCUCGCGAAUCCUCCGUCUCGAGCGCCUCCACGACGAGCCUCGUCUUCGACCGUCUCGCCGAGGAGUCGGAGAAGAACCACGACGCCUCGUCCCGACCGCAUCCCUCCGCUGCCCGACACGCCUACACCGACGACAACAGCGAUGCCAUCAAAGAGUCCGACAUCAACGACCCCGAGACGGGCCCCUUUCUAGGAGCCUCAUCAGAGACCACACCACCGCGCAAAGGCGUCGACCGCAAGCUCAAAAAGGUCCUCCUUAUCGUCGGCGGCUUCUUCGUCGCCGCCUGGAUCGUCUCGCUCGUCGUCUUCCUGACCAACAAAUCGUACAAGCACGGCAGCCAGAUUGACCAUGAUCCUGCGGCGACGAACCGCAAGUCGGGCAAGCGCGUGACCCUCGACCAGGUCCAAUCGGGCUUCUGGCGACCCACGUCCCAUACAUUCAGCUGGAUCCCCGGGCCCGACGGCGAGGACGGGCUGCUGCUCGAGCAGGAGGCGCGUGGCAAGGACUUUCUCGUCGUCGAGGAUGUCCGGUCCCAGGGCUCGGCUGACGGCGAGGCGCACCCCGACGCCGCCGAGAGCCGCACCCUGAUCAAGGACCCGUGGUUCUACUGGGGCGACCAGCAGCACAGCAUCCUCCAGACCUGGCCCAGCAAGAACCAGAAGAAGGUCCUCGUCGCCACCCAGAAGCAGCGCAACUGGCGCCACUCGUUCACCGCGCUCUACUGGGUCUUUGACGUCGAGUCGCAGUCUGCCGAGCCUCUCGACCCCGCCCACCCCGAGGAGAGGGUCCAGCUGGCGACGUGGAACGCCCAGAGCGACGCCAUCGUCUUCACGAGGAGCAACAAUCUGUUCCUCAGGAAGCUCGCUGACGACAAGGUCAUCCCCAUCACCACCGACGGAGGCCCCGAGUACUUCUAUGGCAUCCCCGACUGGGUCUAUGAAGAGGAGGUCUUCAGCGGCAACAGCGCCACGUGGUGGUCUGCCGACGGCAAGCACGUUGCGUUCCUGCGAACCAACGAGACCGAGGUCCCCAAGUACCCGAUCCAGUACUUUGUCUCGCGCCCCAGCGGCGCCGAGCCUCAAGUCGGCGAGGAGAACUACCCCGAGGUCAGGCAGAUCAAGUAUCCCAAGGUCGGCAGCCCGAACCCUGUCGUCGAUCUCCUCUUUUACGACGUCGAAAAGGGCGAUGUCUUCACUGUCGACAUUGACGGCGACUUUCCCGAGAAGGACAAGCUCAUCAACUUCGUCAUGUGGGCCGAUGGCAACGUCCUCGUCAAGACGACGAACCGCGUCAGCGAUGUGUUGCAGGUCAACCUCAUCGACAUCAUGGCCCGUACUGGCAAGACGGUGCAGCACGUAGACGUGGCCAAGAUUGAUGGUGGCUGGUUUGAGAUCUCGCAUGUGAUCUACAUCCCCGCGGACGCCAAGAACGGCCGUCCGCACGAUGGCUACGUGGAUACUGUCAUCCAUAACGAUGGCGAUCACCUGGCCUACUUCACGCCGAUGGACAACCCAAAACCCGUCUACAUUACCGAAGGCCCUGGCUGGGAAGUCGACGGCAGUGCGAGCGCGGUCGAUCUCAAGAACAACCUCGUCUACUUCCGCUCGACCAAGGAGUCGUCCAUUCAGCGUCACAUUUACAGCGUGCACCUCAACGGCACCGACAUGAAGCCUUUUACCGACACGACCCACGAGAGCUAUUACGACGUGUCCUUCUCCUCGGGCGCCGGCUUCGGUCUCCUCUCAUACCAGGGCCCCAAGGUGCCCUGGCAAAAGGUCGUCAGCACUCCCUCGAACCCCAAGUCGUACGAACGCAUCAUCGAGGAGAACAAGGACCUCACCCAGCAGGCCAAGAAGCACGAGCUCCCGGUGCUCGAGUACGGCACAAUCAAGGUCGACGACGUUGAGCUCAACUAUGUCGAGCGCCGGCCGCCGCACUUUGACAAGAACAAGAAGUACCCCGUCCUCUUCCAGCAGUACUCGGGCCCCGGCUCGCAGACCGUCACCAAGAAGUUCGCCGUCGACUUCCAGUCGUACGUCGCCUCGGCCCUCGGCUACGUCGUCGUCACCGUCGACGGCCGCGGCACGGGCUUCAUCGGCCGCAAGGCGCGCGUGCUCAUCCGCGACCAGCUCGGACGGUGGGAGGCGCACGACCAGAUCGCCGCGGCGCGCCACUGGGCGGCCAAGCGCUACGUCGACGCCGACCGCCUCGCCAUCUGGGGCUGGAGCUACGGCGGCUUCGCGACGCUCAAGACGCUCGAGACGGACGCCGGCCGCACCUUCCGCUACGGCAUGGCCGUCGCCCCCGUCACCGACUGGCGCUUCUACGACAGCAUCUACACCGAGCGCUACAUGCGCACCCCGGACCUCAACCGCGACGGCUACCAGCAGACGGCCAUCAGCAACACGACCGCCCUCGGCGCCAACGAGCGCUUCCUCGUCAUGCACGGCGUCGCCGACGACAAUGUCCACAUGCAGAACACCCUGACGCUCCUCGACGAGCUCGACCUCGCCGGCGUCGAGAACUACGACGUCCACGUCUUCCCCGACAGCGAUCACAGCAUCUACUUUCACAAUGCGAACCGCAUCGUGUACGAUAAGCUGAGCAACUGGUUGAUCAAUGCCUUUAAUGGCGAGUGGGUCAAGGUCAAUGAUGCGGAGCCCAAGAUUGAGUCGUGA